Molecule: messenger RNA, 777 nt
Organism: Anopheles marshallii
Lineage: Eukaryota; Metazoa; Arthropoda; Insecta; Diptera; Culicidae
Exons: 1
Coding region: 1-777 (258 amino acids)
Source: RefSeq, a predicted model, not a curated record
AUGGCUUCACAACUGGUAUGGUUUUGUGUAGGGGCGCUGUUGUGCUGUUUAGCGAAUGUUGCCCACACAACCCCAAUCGAUACGGUGACGGCACAUAAUCCACUACCAGUUCCGACGGUAACGGAUGCCUCGACCACCCUGGGUACGAUCCUUCCGACCAAGGGCGGUGAGAUGACGAGUUCUACCGAAACAAGCAAGAUGUCCCGGUUCCUUGACGACUUCACGUCCGCCUUCAAGCAGGGUACGGCCAAGAUGAAGGAGAGUCUGGAAAAUGCGGCGAGCUCAGUGAAGGACGGCGUACUGCAGGGGUACGACUACGUGCGCAGCAAGCUGACCGGCACCGGCACGGAGUUGUCCACACCGAGCACUUCGGUGGACGACACGCACGUGGACAGUUCCGGAGCGACAUCGACCGCCGCAGCACUCACCUCGGGCACACCAUCAACCGAACGUCCUGCAAUCAGUGCCGCGACAGGCGGCGUCUCGUCCACCGACACCAAGGACGAGCUGACGGUGCACGGUGGCGUGGUCGGUGUGUCUAACGAGCCGGCGCGCAUCGUACCGAACGACGAUGACGACGACGAGCGGAUCUUCUUCAACGAUAAGGACUACCCCACCGCGCUGAAACCGCUCGAUGGCAGCGAGGACGAACGGGACGUCACGGAGUCCCCGGUCACGACGACGGUCGCUGUGGACAACCGAUUCAUCAUUGCCGGCCCGUUGGCGUGCAAAAGCGGCCAGGAGGUGGUAAACGGGAAGUGUCGAAAUGUGUUCUGA